UUUUCUUAGUUUUUAUAUAGAUUUAAAAAAAAUGUUUCGGGCAACAAAAAAUUUUGAAUGAAAAUUUCUCGUGGAAUGCUCCAUUUAUUACAUAUUUAUUGUUGAUUAAUUUGUUUAUUAUUUACACCUAACUUCAAAAUAGUUUUUUUUAUAAUUAGUGGAAUUGUCAAAGAUGGAUUUGGAUAAAAUCACAACUGUAGUUGCCGGUUAUUCAGAAGAUUUGGCAUUAAAUCAUGUUUGUUACGUUGCCGAUAAUCUCAGCCAAAUAUUACCCAAUUUUUCUUUCAUCAAAAUUUGUGUAGAUCGAUCAAAAUGGAAGGAGUGGUUACAUGAAAUUUGUAAAAAGAACAAUUGGUCCCAUAGAAAGUCACCAUUAAUUUGGCGCGAAUACAAUUUAUCAAAUGAUCGUCAAUAUUACAUUGGAGGAGCCACUGAAUUUUGGGAAUUUGUUUAUGAAUAUUAUGGAGUGAAUUCUCGACUUUCCAAAAAAGAACUUGAAGCUCUUAAAAAAGAUACAACUUGGGCACAAUCGAAGGAUGCAAGUUUAAAAUGUUCAGAAGAAGAAAAAAAUAAAUCUUUUUCUAUAACAGUAAUAGGAGCCGGUCGUUCUGCUUGUCCAGAUCUUAUAGCUCAAAUUAUAACAUUAAAAGAGCUUUCAACAAAAGCACCAGGUGGAAUUAUUCUCAAUGUAUACGAUGAACUGAGUUAUUUUUUAAAAAUUAAGGAUAUGCUUACAGAUAUUUUAUCUGUUGGAGGAACUUUACGUUCUACAAAUAUUUUAAAAAAUGUUUCUGAUGGAUUGAAGAAUUGCGAUUUACUUAUAAUUUUGGAACAUUUAAAAAUCGAAGAUAUGGAAACAAUCGACUCUUGGUUAAUGAGAAAUUAUGAAUCAACUUUAAAGUUAGCCAAAAAUAUAAAAGAACACUCACCACCGCAUAUGAAGGUGAUAUUUUGUACGAUGGGUCCAGCUUGUUUUUGUGCAAGUAUUAUAGCAAAGGUGGCAACAAAUUUAAAUAAAUCCAAUAUUGUAGUAGUGAGUACACAUUAUGGUCUUGAAAUGUUGUAUGAUUUUGUAAAAUCUUUGGAUGUUGAGAUUAAAAAUGUUGGCUGUCCUCCGGUGUGGGGAUAUUUAGGCAUUAAUCAUUAUGUUGAUGUUGAUCAUGUUGUAGAAGUUAAAAAUAUUUUUCUAUCCAAUAACAUUGCUAAUGGAAGUAAAAGCUCAGCAGAACUUAGGUGGCUUUUCUAUCUCACCUACGAUAAGAAACCUUUUGAUAUUCUAUUAAAACGCAAGACUAUAUCAUUCUAUGAAGUUGGCAGAACGGAAGAUUUUCAAAAAUGUAAAGCACUGUGUGACCUUUUAAAAUUAUGGUUUGGAUAUGAAAAUGAAGAUGAUAUUAUCUCGCUUGGAAUUUAUUCAGAUGGAACUUUUGGAAUUCCAGAAGGAAUUUAUUUCUCUCAGCCGGUCUAUUUAAAAAAAAUUGAAGAUAAUUCUUUUGUGUGGUCGCCUUGCAUUGAAUUUCCUAAACCAAAUCUUCCAUCUGGAAUGUUUGAAAAUUUAGUUACCACUGCGACAAUAAUUGAGAGAAGUAUUAAUUCAAAAGAUGCAGAAUUUGUUUUUAAAAAUACCGACAGCGAGACUUUUGCCUAAGUAACGCAAUAUAACUUGUAUUUUGUGAUUUUUACAUUUAAAAUUCAUAUUG
This is a messenger RNA of Leptopilina boulardi, 1700 nucleotides long. RefSeq names its product putative malate dehydrogenase 1B. The record is from RefSeq and is a predicted model, not a curated record. The transcript is spliced from 7 exons. Gene Ontology annotation, molecular function: L-malate dehydrogenase (NAD+) activity. Gene Ontology annotation, biological process: malate metabolic process; tricarboxylic acid cycle; oxaloacetate metabolic process. The coding region runs from base 173 to 1648 and encodes 491 amino acids. NCBI's taxonomy places the organism in Eukaryota, Metazoa, Arthropoda, Insecta, Hymenoptera, Figitidae.